Molecule: messenger RNA, 2423 nt
Organism: Medicago truncatula (barrel medic)
Lineage: Eukaryota; Viridiplantae; Streptophyta; Magnoliopsida; Fabales; Fabaceae
Product: protein ROLLING AND ERECT LEAF 2
Exons: 4
Coding region: 216-2306 (696 amino acids)
Source: RefSeq, a predicted model, not a curated record
GCCACUUUACUAUCUUCACAGUUACACUUGAGGUCCACUCCUAGUCCCCUAUUACCAUAAUAAUGCUCAUUCAUUACCAUUGAUAAAAUUGACCAAUAAACAACACUUCAUACCACAGCCCAUCCCAAUGAAAUUCCUCCUUUUCAAUAAGUACAAACAAAUUCAUAAUUUUAAACCCGUUAUCUUUUUUCCCAUUUUCACAUCCAAACAUAACGAUGGGCUGCAACGCCUCAAGACUUGACCGGCUUCCGGCCGUGUCAUUGUGCCGCGACCGUUUCAAAUUCAUCGACGAAUCACUCCGUCAAAGCUACUCCCUCGCCGAUGCACACGUGGCACACAUGUAUUCCCUCAGAACACUUGGCCCUACUCUCCUUCAUUUCUUCAAGCAAUUUGAAGAUUUUUCUGGCGAAACCAAACCAUCACUCUCAAAAUCACCACCUCCACCACGCUCAAAAUCAUCUUCUAGUUCUGAUUCAGAUGCUGAACACGUCCCGCUGCAUUCUGAAUCAGAACCAGAACCGGAGGAUACAGAAGAAAAUUCUCAAUUAUGCACUCACAGUUAUAGACGUUAUGAUUAUCUCCACCACGACACCGUUUUAUCCUCAGUUCCUGAUAAUGUGACUUUCAUGACCUACGUCAAACCUAUCUACGAUUCCUAUUCUCCUCCGCCUCCGUCGAAUACCACCGGAAACUUUUCCGGUUUAAAUCCGCCGUCACCGCCUCCUCCGAGCAACUCUGCUUGGGAAUUUUUGGACUUCUUUGAACCGUACGAGAAAUUCAAAGUACGUUACAGUCACGGUGGGGACGGUUACACUGACACCAGCAUAACGGAUGAAAAAGAAAAGGAAAAGGAAAAGGUUAACGGUCACGUGACUCAGAAAAGUGAGUGUGUUAAAUCUAACGGAGUUAACGUGAGUGAGACAGAAAACGGAGAAGGGAAAAAUAAGGAAGCUAAUUUGAAAGAAGAGAGUUCAAUUUUGGAGAAAAAGUUACCGGAGUUAGAAGAAUGUAGCAAUUCUCCGAAAAUGGAAUCUGUGAAAGGUUUUUCUGAAACAGUGAAAGAGAUUCAGAUUCUAUUUGAAAGGGCAUCGGAUUCAGGGAAUGUGAUUUUGGAAAUGCUAGACGUUGGAAAACUUCGUUACCAUUCAAAAAUUGAACUCAAUCCAGUUUCGUGCAAGAUUAUGCAUGUGUUUACUCCAUCGAAUCCCCUAAUGGUUAAAUGCGUGGAAUCACCAUGUGGACGCCAAGCGGAGUGUCAAGGAGUUUACAAAGACAAGGGGAUCAGCUAUGAAAAUCUAUGCUCUACUUUGAGUAAACUAUGCAUGUGGGAGAAGAAGCUGUAUCAUGAAGUCAAGGCUGAGGAAAAAUUGCGCACACUCCAUGAGAAGAAGUGUAAGCAGUUGAGACGUAUGAAUAAAAAGGAUGCUGAUGCACAAAAAAUUAAUUCCAUAAAAGCUUUCAUCAGUAUUUUAGUUACAAAAAUGAAAGUUUCUAUCCAAGUAGUUGACAAGAUAUCUAACUCUAUUAGUAAAUUGACGGAAGAAGAGCUUUGGCCGCAGAUUAGCAGGUUUAUUCUCAUGUUUCUCGGAAUGUGGAAAGAUAUGCAAGAAUGUUACAAACGCCAGUAUCAGGAAAUUGUUGAAACCAAAGCUUUAGAUGUCUCCUCAUUUAACAGAAAGCCUUGCAAUGCUAAUAUUGAUGCAGCAAUAAAGCUCAAAACCGAGUUACAGAAAUGGAACUUAAGCUUCUUAGAUUGGAUUCAAGCUCAAAAGUUCCAUGUGAAAGCCCUGAAUGAUUGGCUAGUAAGAUGUCUAAUGUAUGAAUCUGAAGAACUACAGAAUGAUUCAACUCCCUUUGGUGCGCCACCUGUGUUUGUGGUCCUUAACAAAUGGUCAAAGGCAAUGGAUAAUAUUUCAGAGAAGAAUGUAGUUGAAGCUGUAAAUGGGUUUAUACUCAGAGUAAAUGAACUGUUGAAAAAUAAUAUUUUAGAGCUUCAGAAGAAUUCAACACUGGACAAGGAAAUAGAGAAAAAAGUGAAAAUUUUGGACAGCCAAGAGCAAAAGUUGGACAAAAUGGUGAAGGCUCGAGAGAGAAAGAUGGCUCCAAUUGCAAAAGAACCGAGAGAAGUAGGGGAUGCUAUUCAUAAUAAUGAUGAUAUAGUUGAUUCUCUUAGCUUACAAUCAGGUCUGAAGCAGAUCUUUGUUGCCAUGGAGAAGUUCAGUGCCACUACUGCUAGUUUAUAUGAAGAACUUUCUCAACAAAUUAAGCAAGAUCAUGUCUUAGGAGAAUCCAACAAAAAUCACUAGUUUUACAGCGAUGUAAACAUUACAUAUCUUUUGGAAAUAAAGAAUAAUGUGAAGUAUUUUAAGGCAAAACUAUAUUGUUGUGAUUAUGAUAAAUUGCACACAACUGUUUCUAGAUGA